UACUGUCUGUUUUAGGUCUACAGUUUUACUGUAAAUUUGUUGGUUUUUUCAUUUUUCUUGUCUUACUUUUUUUUGUUAAAAACACCUUUUUGUUAAAAAUUUUUAUUUAAAAUCCAUAUUUCACUUUGGUUAAGUAUUAAUGAUGAUGAAUGAUGAAAUUAUACAUAAUCAAGGUGUAGAAGCUAGUGAUUUUCCUUCAGCGAUACCUUCAAUAGAAGUGAAUGGUAAGUCAGAUGACGAAAUGAUCGAGGAAACUCAAGACGAUCGUGAAGGAUGUCGAUCCUUAAUUUGUGACUCUAAUGGUAUAAUUGUUGCUGAGAUGGUUUACCGUUGUAUGAUCUGUGCAAAUGUGGUUGAAUCUAUUGCUGAGGCUCAAAAACAUUAUCGCAUAAAACAUAUCGGAGAAGAAAUUGCUGAACCUUCAUCAUUAUCAUCAGCCUCUGCAUCCACUACAACAACAACACUAUCACCACCCAAUAAGGAAGGUUCAAAGGUAUCUGCUCCUUUAGCCUUAACGAUGAACGGUGAUGGUAAUCAAUCGGACGAAGCUGAGGAUUAUUCUUUUACAUCGCAAGAAUUGCCUUUUCUAUUUAACCAUAAUAACAUUAACAAUUACGACUAUACCUCUGGUUUUAUUGGAAAUUUUGAUGAUCUUGAUCCAACCCAAUUUUUGUCUCAAACCUUUCAAACUGAACCUACCUCCAAAAAAUCAAAGACUGAAUCUAAUGGAACUAGCUCAUCCAGAGGAGGUUAUGUUACAUGUGCCGUCUGUAAUAUUACCAAAUUUUACGCCAGCGUCCAACGAAGAUAUGGACAGUUUACCUGUAUGGGCUGUGCCAAAUUUUUUGGUCGUUUCCUCAUGAAGCCUCGUCGCUAUUAUUGUCCUAACUUGGGUACUUGUCCAUUGGCCCAAUCUCCUAGGUGCAAAGCAUGCCUUUUACAAGCUUGCAUCCGAACAUAUGUUAUUGACGAUAAAAGAAUGAAAAUAGUUAACGCUAAUAAGCCAUUGAAACGCAUGGGUCCUGGAGGAGGGUCUUUACCUUCAGAUUCUCAGGAAUCUCCACCACCAGCUACAGCUCUUAGAACAUCUAAAGAAGCCAAUAAGAAAGAAUCUUCAUUAUUGGCCAGUCCAAAUCUAAAUGAGGUCUCUGAUGGCAAGAGUAAGUCAUCACCUCUUAGUAAAGACGAUAAAUUGAAUUCACCGACUGUGAUGAAGGGGAAUAACAGUGUAAUCAACAAUACCAAUGGCAAUCGCAAUUCACCUAAAGGUUCAGUUGACUCAACUGCGUCUGUAUCAUCGACGCCGACCCCAAAGAAAUCAAAUGCUUCUAAUGGGACCAAUCCAGGACGUAAAGUAGCUGGAUGCCGAGCAUGUAGUGGCUGCUUGGCUGAGGAUUGUGGAAAAUGUCAUUAUUGUCUAGAUAAACCUAAAUUUGGUGGAGGAAACACACUGAAGAAGAAGUGUAUUGCUAAAAGAUGCCUCAUGCAGGGUUACAAAAUUAAACCAAGUGAUAACUUGAAGAAAAUUAAGAUAUCUCGGAAAUGAUGAGUUGAUUUAGUUAAACCUGAAACUCAAAAUUUUCUGUUUAUUCUUAUUUUCUUCAAGUAUUCAUGAAAGUCAAUUAUUAGCUAACAACAACCAAAAAGCAACAUCCAAAAAUGGUUAAUUGUUGAUCUAAUAGGAAUACUUCGCAAGAUAGAACCUAACUAAUUUAUAAAUAUCCACAUGCAUAAAAUUAUAUGUAUAUAUAUAUUUACAUGGUUCAUGAAUUCUAUCCUUUAUCAAUUUAUAGUCGAAAAGUCAAGUCAAGUCAAGUAAAGUCAAGUCAUGGGUAUGAAAGGGAAACGAUUACACAUUAACGUCAUAAAGCAACAACAAGUUCAACUACGAAAUCUAGAUCUAAAUUAAUGUAAAGCCAAACCAAAAGAUGAGUGGUUAAUUUGUAAUAUAGUGCACUCUCCGCUGUCAUACCCUUUCAAUAUACAAUUAUACCAUAAUGUGUACAAAAGUGUAUAACAUGUGGUCCUCUUAUUGCUCUGCAUGGUAAUCUUGUCAAAUUGUCUCGAGAAAAGUCAAUGAAAAGGUGUUUUUUGCAAUCUUUCCUUUUCUCUUAAAUUAAUUUUUUCUCGAAACAAACGCAAUUAACACAUGAUAAACAAAUUAAAAAAAAAACAAAAUCGCUUUGCUUCAAGCAUUGCUGCCUAUUGUACAUACAACUUUACAUAUAACCAAACCAAUAUACAUAUAAAUAUAUUAACUAAAUUAGUUAUUACUGUUUACAACCAAACAAAAAAAAGAGAAUGACUAAAGAAGAACCUAAAUUUAUUGUUUUGUUACCAAUGAAUAUAAAUUAACCUUUAAAAAAUCAAACAAGUCGAUAACAUCAACUUUACUUGUAAUACCUUUGUACACCUUGAACAACCUACAUUUAACUGUAAUCCCAAUUUAUCCUCGCCAUUUCUCUUUAAUUUUAUCCCCUUUUGUCUCUUCCAACCUGUCUAAAUGCACAUCAAUUCAUCAUGAACAUCAACAUAUUCAUCGACAUCACCAGCAAUUUCAUCAACACAACAACAUAACAACAUGGCCCAACUCAGUGACAACAACUUUAAACAGUGUUUGUGACCAACAUUGUGUUUAACAAGGAAAGGAAGCUGAUUUUCAAUUAAUUCAUCUAAUUGAUUUUCUCUUCACUUUCGUCUCUUCUGGCCAUCUAAAUGCUUACCACCAUUUUCAUGGUAGCGUUAAUGAUCCACUUCUGUAACUGAUUUUUUCCUUCUCACUCUACUUCUCUCUCUCUCCUCUUCCUUAGAUUAUCUUCUUUUUUCCUUUCUUUCUUUCUCUCUUGAAUUUCUGACUUUCUAUCCAAUCUACCUUUCUGUCGCCUCAUUGGAUGUUUUGCCUCUUUAUUUGUACAACUAUUGGAACCUACAAACAAUCAGUCGAUCUUUCGCAUGAUCUAAGUCAAGUUCAAAUGUUUUGAAUCCGAUUCAAACCCUUGCUUGUCUCAAUCAAACUUUUGUUUCCUCUUUUUUAUCUUUUCUGUUUCUAUUCUAAUAUUUGAGUACCAAAUCAUAACUAGUGAAAAAAUACCAUCUAUACCAAUCUUAAAGUAAAUUUAAUUGUUUUUGUUCAAAUUGUUUCUCUUCUAAUGUCGAUAUUAUAACGAUAUCUUACUUUGUUUUUUAUAAGUCAUGUAAAUCAAAUUGUAGAGAAAAACAUUAACAAAUUAUAAAUGCCAAUGGAAAAUGAAUAAAAGGUAAAACAA
Molecule: messenger RNA, 3266 nt
Organism: Tetranychus urticae (two-spotted spider mite)
Lineage: Eukaryota; Metazoa; Arthropoda; Arachnida; Trombidiformes; Tetranychidae
Biological process (GO): regulation of DNA-templated transcription
Molecular function (GO): zinc ion binding; DNA-binding transcription factor activity; sequence-specific DNA binding
Source: RefSeq, a predicted model, not a curated record